ACCCACUCAUGGAAUUACAGGAUGUGACAUCAUCACCUCAGACACACAGUCACUAGCUCAAUGAUAUGCCUUCUUGGUCAAGACCCUGACUCUUUGACUCUGUCACCAGUGAACUAUAUACUGAAGUGUGUAUGCCUAAGUGGUUUUGUGCUCUCUUCUCUGCUCAGGCUACUUAUGUUUGACAGUGAGUAAAUGGGAUAAAGCACUUUGUCAUUCACAUUAUAAAAUGUCAGCCUUUCUUUUAGACAGCCUUUCGAAAACUUCCACCUCCCACACACUCACUAUAAUCCUCAUCUCGUCUGAGGAACACACCCAACGAUUCCAUGCCUAGUUCUGCCUGGCCACUUAUUGUGAUGGCAGGCGGUCAGCCCCAUAAUCCUGACUCAGCCGACUAAUCCCAAAGUAAUUCCCUCUGGGAUAGUUGUCUUUGUCUGUUGGGGUAGUUGUCUUUGUCUGUUGGGGUAGUUGUCUUUGUCUGUUUGGAAGUGCUGGAGAAGUGGACAAGGGAAUAGGGAAUAAGUGAUCGGCCUAUGUCAUGCAGGAGUACAAGUCGGUGGAGAGCCUGCCUCCCACUCUGCGUUCAGGGAACCUGAGUGUUCUGAAGAAGCGCUGGGAGCAGCCGGGACCUCGCCAAGACAAACCCGCCCCGCUACCCGCCGGCCCACCCCGCGCCCGCCUUAUCCCCCCAGCCGUAACCAAACCAGUGCCCCCGACCGAGCACCGCCCCCCAGCCAAAUCCCCGCGAUCUCUGGGCACUCAGGGUGGUCAAGACACAGCCUACAGCCACUUCCAGUAUCCCCCAGCAGCAGCAGCAGCUAUAGCCGAGGAAGGACCGGAGAGAGGGAUGGAGAGAAAAGAGCAGCGGCCAAGCGAGGGAGAGGAGGAGGAAGGGCUGAUGCAGGUGGAAGACAAGGUGGUACCACCCAGCCCCUGCAGCCCCAUCGAGAAACCCAGCGUGCCUCUCAACAGCCUGAAGAUGAUGUUUGAGAAGGGAGAGGGCACCAAUAGAAGGGUGAGGAUGGGACUACACAGCAGCUCCUCUGAGGACAUGGACCAGAGACUAGGAGUGUUAUCCCCUGACAGAGUUCUGGAGACCACCUCCCUGAAGGAAAGAAUGGCCAAGUACCAAUCAGCCGUUACCAAAAAGGGCCCACUAGCACGCACUGCCAGUCAGUCAGAGGGAGAGGACGGCAGCCUCAAGGAGACUGUGCCCCCUAGUGGUGUGGCUGUGAGCCAGGCUUUAGAGUCCUACAGCAGAAAAGUUGCUGUAGCAGAGACCAAUGGUGAUGGCAUGGACACACCUACCUCUAAGGAUAGUACCUCUUCUCCAUCCUCAGCCCACAGUGACCCGACCAAGGCAGCCAGGAAGUUCUGCCUGCCCGUGAGGGAGACGUGCAUUGCAUGCCUGAAGACGGUAUACCCGUUGGAGAGGCUGGUGGCCAACACCCAGAUCUUCCACACCUCCUGCUUCCGCUGUCUCCACUGCAACACCAAGCUCAGUCUGGGAAACUACGCCUCUCUGCACGGCAAUGUCUACUGCAAGCCCCACUUCAGCCAGCUGUUCAAGGCCAAAGGCAACUACGACGAAGGCUUCGGCCACCGGCCCCACAAGGAGCUGUGGACGCCCCGCGCCGAGGGAGAGGAGGAGGAAGAGGGAGUAGACCGGGAGGUGGAGAAGAGGCCAAAGGAGCAGACAGAAAGAGUGGCGGCGGUAUCCCGUCCAGCCUCCUCAGCCAAGCAGCCCAGCCCCACGGUGGAGGAGUCUCCCCUGGCCAAGGUGACGGACCUGACUGCCUCUCUGGAGACACGCAGCCACACCACCUCCACCGAGAAACUCUCCAGCGCCGAGAAAAUACCAGAGGCCCGCAAGCUGAGGGUUGCCUGGCCCCCUCCUGCUGACAGCGAUGCUGGGACCUCUCCAAUUUUGGAGGCUGGUGGUGGUGUGGGCCGGCCCUGGAGGGCCAAGUGGCCCCCGGAGGGCGAGGUGUCAUCGUCCACCCUGAGCCACGACAGGUCCGAGCUGAAGAGCCUGAGGAGGAGCUCGUCUCUGAAGGAGCGAAGUCGGCCCUUCUCAGUGGCACCCAGCCUCACCACCACCAAUGCCCUCGGGCCACGGGAGCCCCGCCGGCCCCUCAAAUCCCUGCUGGAGAGGAGGGGGUCACUGGAGGACAGCCGCUCCAUGCCUAGGGAACCAGAACUCCAACCCCAGAGGGGGAGAGAGGAGGAAGAAAAGGAGCGCAAGCCGGCCCCGCCCAGCAGCAGUGUGGUGAAUAGAGAGACCAGCUCCGAGGAGGAGGUGGAGAGUCUGCCGGCGGCGCAGGAGGAGAAGAGAGAAGAGCCGAUGGAGAGAGGAAAAGAAGUAAAAGAGGAAGAGGCUUCUCUGAAAUGCCAAAGCGCCUCUCUGGAUAUCCCAGCGUCUCCCUCUCCGCCCCCGCAGCCCAAACACAACCGCAGCUCCCAGGACGUGGGCUUCUGGGAGGGCGAGGAGGAGGGGGGCGAUGGGGAGGGGGAGCAGCUCACCGUAGAGGAGAUGAUCAAGAGGAACCGCUACUAUGAGGAAGAGGAGGAGGAGGAAGAUAAUGUCUGAACAGACACUCCACUCUGAAUCAGGCUGGAUUUAGUCUCGAUACACACGCCAACACAUUCUGUCCCUAGUACUCCCGUCCAUUAUAUAUAACCCAGGGAGUUUUUAAAAGUGCAGGGAUAAAAGCAUGGGGACCCACUUUCUAAAAUAAAUUCUGCUUGGGUGCAAUCUGUGAUCAUUUUGAUUGUUUGUUUCAUUCACACUAGAAAAGUUAGCAAUAAAUCAGUCUUACUACACUACAUAAAACCAAAUAGCCUGAUUCUUUUGUUUUCUGAGGGUGCCUGAAAGAAGGGAGUGGUAGAUUGUAGCCGAUUAGAUUGAAAGCAUUUAGUACUGUUUUCCAUGUUUUUUUUUACGCUGGAAAGGCUGGUCUGUGUCUUUUUAAAACUGGAAGUGAAUACAGUUACGAUAUUUAUGAUACAGCUUUUAUAUAAUAUAGUAAAGAUUACAUUGUAUUACAUCAGCUAUAUCAUUCUCUAAACUGGAAAUUAUCUUUGGUCAACAUUUAGUUUUUUGUUGAUGAAGAAAGACUAAGUGGGCUAGUCCAUACAACUGCCAGAUGGAUAAUAGGAGAAGAGCCGUUUUAAAAUUAUCACAAGCAGUCGCUUCAUCUCUUUGAGAAUACUUGAGAAUCAAAAAAGGCUUGUGAUAGAAUGUGGUAAAUUGAUCCUGGCCGACUAAACCUACAGUGUAUUUUCUGUGAUUAGUUUUUGGGUCCUUUACCUUACUGGAUUUAUGUUUUUAGUUGUCGUUUGACACAGUGCCUGUUUUGAAUUGUUUUAAAAGCAUCCUAUUUUAUAAUGAAUUUUGAAAAGUGGAUAAAUGCACAGAUUAUUAAACUUACCCUCAUGUUUUAUACUUUACUUUAAGGAGGACCAAACAUUUUUCAUAUCUUGGAAUUUUAAGUCUCAAAGUAUGUUUGAAAUAAAUAAUAAAUGGUCUAUAUCAUUGAUA
Coregonus clupeaformis (lake whitefish) is the source of this 3538-nucleotide messenger RNA. RefSeq names its product LIM domain and actin-binding protein 1-like. NCBI's taxonomy places the organism in Eukaryota, Metazoa, Chordata, Actinopteri, Salmoniformes, Salmonidae. Gene Ontology annotation, biological process: actin filament bundle assembly. The record is from RefSeq and is a predicted model, not a curated record. Gene Ontology annotation, molecular function: actin filament binding. Gene Ontology annotation, cellular component: actin cytoskeleton; plasma membrane. The transcript is spliced from 9 exons. Bases 536 to 2587 code for a protein of 683 amino acids.